Camellia sinensis is the source of this 2265-nucleotide messenger RNA. The record is from RefSeq and is a predicted model, not a curated record. NCBI's taxonomy places the organism in Eukaryota, Viridiplantae, Streptophyta, Magnoliopsida, Ericales, Theaceae.
AUGAUCAACGAGUUUCUUCCAAGUUACACCAGUUGGAUUUUUCAUGGGGAGAAUUUGUCAUCGCCUGUGCCACACAAUGUGAAUGUCAGGCAAACUGAUUUGAACGAUGGUGAUGAAACUUAUGAAAUGCUAUACGAAGGAUUUGGACUUCCUCCACCAAGCUUUAUUCACGAGGCAGCAAGUUCUGGUAUUAAACAAGGUCCAGAUGAGAAAACCAAGAAAUUCUUCAAUUUAUUGAAAGAGGCCGAAAGAGAGUUGUAUCCUGAGUUUCAGAAGUUUUCAACGCUCUCAUUUAUUGUCCAGUUAUUGCACAUCAAGUGCCUUAGUGGAUGGAGUGAAAAGUCUUUCACGAUGUUGCUCGAGCUUUUGAAGGAUUCGUUCCCAAAGGGUGAAACUUUGCCAAAGUUAUUUUAUGCAACUAGGAAACUUCUUAGGGACUUGGGCCUCGAUUAUCAUAAGGUACAUGCAUGCCCAAGGGAUUGUUCACUAUAUUGGAAGGAAACAGCUGGUAUGGAUGAUUGCAUAGUGUGUCAUAUGCCUAGAUACAAACAGUUUGAGGAGGAGGAGAAUGAUGUUAAGAAGCAGCAACAAAGAAUUCCGCAUAAGAUUUUUGGGAGUGAGCCUCGCAAUGUCAGACUGGGUUUAGCAGCGGAUGGAUUCAAUCCAUUCAAGGCAAUGAAUGUCUCUCAUAGCAGUUGGCCAGUUAUUAUAAUGCCAUACAAUUUGCCACCAUGGUUGUGCAUGAAGCAGCCUCAUAUGAUGAUGACAUUGCUCAUCAAUGGUCCUUUUUCACCUGGAAAUAAUAUUGACGUCUACUUACGCCUUGUAGUGGAUGAAUUGAAAGAACUGUGGGAAAACAGUGUUGACACGUAUGAUGCGGAAACUAAUCAGAUGUUUCGAAUGCAUGCUGUGUUAUUGUGGACUAUAAAUGAUUUUCCUGCCUAUUUAUCAGGGGCUAAUGUGCUACAACAACUAGGCCCUAAGUUCAAAUUGAAUUCUAAGCGUAAACAAUCUAGCAAACGUAAUAGAAAUGGGAAAGAAAAGGAGGAAAAUGAGGACUCGGGUCAUAAUUGGAAGAAGAAGAGUAUUUUCUUUGAGCUAUCAUAUUGGGAGCAUAAUUUGAUUCGCCACAAUCUUGAUGUGAUGCACAUUGAAAAGAACGUGUGUGAUAAUGUAUUGUGGACGAUAUUAAAUGUUGAUGGGAAAGGGAAGGACAAUUUAAAUACUCGUCGAGAUUUGCAAGAUAUGGGAAUUCGGAAGGCACUACAUCCUCAGAAAAGGGUUGGGAACAAGUAUUAUUUGCCUCCUGCAUGUUUUGCCAUGAACAAUAGAGAGAAAAGUCUAUUCUGCACACUUCUAAAGAAUAUCAAAGUUCCAGAUGGUUACGCAUCCAAUAUUUCUCGUCGGGUUAACCUUAAACAACGUAGCAUAUCUGGACUGAAAAGUCAUGAUAACCAUAUACUCAUGAAACAAAUACUUCCAAUAGCAGUGAGAAAUUUGUUACCGAAGAAAGUGGUUGAACUAUUAAUUGAGUUAAGCAAUUUCUUCAGGCAGUUGUGUUUCAAAACCCUAGAGGUGGAUGGUCUAAAUUGUCUUCAGUCCCAAAUCGCUCUUACACUUUGCCAUCUUGAGAGAAUUUUUCCUCCAUCAUUUUUCGAUAUAAUGGAGCACUUACCCAUUCACCUAGCAGAGGAAGCAAAGAUUGCUGGUCCAGUGCAAUAUCGAUGGAUGCACUUUAUAGAAAGGUACCUUAUGACGCUUAAAUCAUACAUGCGUAAUCGAAGUCAUCCUGAAGGUUCAAUUGCACAGGGAUACUUAGUCGAAGAAUGUCCUAGCUCAAGUCAAGCCACACAAAAGCAGACAAGGGGUCCCACAUAUGUGCAUGGUCAAUGGGGUACUAGUGAAGAUGGCAUUUUAAAAGUUGUUCCAAAUGAGUUGAAUCAAGUAGUUGAAGGACACACAUCCCCUGUUUCACAUUUGGGCGUUUUGGCACGAGAUGGGAGUCUUGCACCACUCACUUUUAUGACUUGGCAUUAUGUUCCAAAACAAAACAAAGAUAACAUAUGGAGGGAGAUAAAGGCUCAUACGGAUGCAGAUGAAUCCAUGAAGAGAACAAUAAUGGCUUCAUUUGGAAAGAAAUGGAGAGAUUGGAAAAGUCGAGUGAAAACAAUGGGAUACAAACCCGUCAAGAAUGAUGCAGAAAGAUUGGCUCAUCGACCAGAUAGAGUACAUGAGGAUCAGUGGUGGGCUUUGGUUUACUAUUAG